Eufriesea mexicana is the source of this 8768-nucleotide messenger RNA. RefSeq names its product Talin_middle and talin-RS domain-containing protein rhea (gene rhea). Gene Ontology annotation, biological process: cell-cell adhesion; actin cytoskeleton organization. Gene Ontology annotation, molecular function: integrin binding; actin filament binding; structural constituent of cytoskeleton. The record is from RefSeq and is a predicted model, not a curated record. NCBI's taxonomy places the organism in Eukaryota, Metazoa, Arthropoda, Insecta, Hymenoptera, Apidae. Bases 246 to 8366 code for a protein of 2706 amino acids. Gene Ontology annotation, cellular component: plasma membrane; cytoskeleton; focal adhesion. The transcript has 15 exons.
AGAGUUGUCGGACGUGUGGUUGUGGCCGAAGUGACAAAUUGAUUUUGUGCAACGAAACAAGGUUCCUUUUCUAUCUAUGGAUAUUUUUCACGUUUUCAGAGAAGCCUGAAGACAGAAGCAGCAACAGUCGUCACACACUUGGAGAAUCCGAGCCCAGAACGAGCAACCGCGACGCAAAGGAACGACCUUGAACCUCGAGUGAUUCCGGUGGUUUUCGUGCACGCAGAUCACCCCAGACAAUCGCAAUGGCCACCCUAUCCUUGCGUAUCUCCAUCCCGGAGAAAAACGCCACGAAGAUGAUGCAAUUCGACCCGAGCACAUCCAUUUACGACGCUUGCCGUAUUAUCAGAGAGAAACUCGCUGAAGCGAGUAACAUGGGCCAACCGAAGGACUACGGAUUAUUCCUUGCCGACGAGGACGUGAAGAAGGGAGUAUGGCUGGAGCCAGGCCGGAAUCUCGAUUAUUACAUUCUGAGGAACGGCGAUCUGCUCGAGUACCGACGCAAACUGCGGACCCUUCGGGUGCGCAUGCUGGAUGGAACGCUGAAGACGUUGCUGGUGGAUGACAGUCAGCCCGUCGCCAAUCUCAUGGUAGUAAUUUGUACGAAGAUAGGCAUCACGAACCACGAUGAGUACUCGUUGGUACGCGAGCUGGCCGAUGAGGAGACCGAGAAUCAGAAGCCCGGCAAUUUCGGCACCCUCACGCUGAAGAGGAGGAAAGAGGAGAAAGGAGAGCGCGACGCGAAGAUGGAUCAGUUAAGGAAGAAGCUUAAGACCGACGACGAAGUGAACUGGAUAGAUCCUAGUAAGACGUUGAGAGAGCAAGGAAUAGACGAGUCAGAAACGGUGCUACUGCGGAGAAAGUUCUUCUUCUCAGAUCAAAAUAUCGACAGCAGAGAUCCGGUGCAAUUAUCUCUUUUGUACGUUCAAGCAAGAGACGCAAUUCUAGAUGGCACGCAUCCGGUUACUCAGGAAAAAGCUUGUACUUUUGCUGGAAUACAAUGCCAGAUCCAGUUCGGUGAUUACAAGGAAGACAAGCACAAGCCGGGCUUUCUCGAUCUGAAGGAAUUUUUGCCGCAGUCCUACUUGAAGGUGAAGGGUAUCGAGAAGAAAAUCUUUGCAGAACACAAGAAACACAUCGGCCUGUCCGAGCUUGAUGCCAAAGUGUUGUACACGAAGACAGCGAGGUCCUUGAGCACUUACGGUGUCACGUUCUUUUUAGUGAAAGAGAAAAUGAAAGGGAAAAACAAGCUGGUACCCCGUUUGCUUGGUGUCACCAAGGACUCUGUCUUGCGACUUGAUGAAAAAACGAAAGAAAUCUUGAAAACUUGGCCGUUGACUACCGUCCGACGUUGGGGUGCCUCUCCAAACACAUUCACACUCGACUUUGGCGAUUACUCUGAUCAGUAUUACAGCGUACAGACCACAGAAGCAGAACAAAUUCUUCAGUUAAUCUCUGGAUACAUUGACAUCAUCCUGAAGAAACAGAAAGCUAAAGAUCACUUUGGUAUUGAAGGAGAUGAAGGUUCAACUAUGGUUGAAGAUAGUGUAUCGCCUUUGAAAGCAACGAUCAUGCAACACGAAACGAGCAACGUUGGCAAAGGAAAUGUGGAAGCCGUGUCAGUUGCCAUACCCGCAGUUAUGAGAGUUGGUGGAGACGGGGCUCGACCAUAUGGAACCGGGCACAUGGGCGGUGCUCAAUACACGACUGUCAGCGGCCAGGUGAACAUCGCUCACGCUCCACCGAUGGUGCAACAAACCAAGGUUACAUCCGUCCUGUCCGAACCACAACGUGCCUUACUGUCGACUAUCACUGCUGGUCACGAGGUGAUCCACAUCGCGGAGACCGAGCUAUCCUGCAAGGCUCAGCUCCCGGAACUGGGUACCGAUCCAGCCUCGUUGAAAUGGAUCGAACAGACGAUCGAUACGCACAAGCAGAACGUUGGCUCCCAGAUCGCGGCGAUGAACGCUGCCACAGCUCAAGUGGUCACCCUGACAUCCGGCCCGGCCGACGACGUGGAUCACACAGCGGUUGGUGCAGCUAUUACAACGAUCGCCACCAAUCUCCCGGAGAUGACUAAGGGUGUCAGAAUGAUCGCCGCCCUGAUGGAUGACGAGUCUUCGGGAGACAAGCUGCUGGAUGCCGCGAGGAAGCUCUGCUCCGCAUUCUCAGAUUUGCUGAAGGCCACAGAGCCUGAAACUAAGGAGCCAAGACAGAACUUGCUGAAUGCUGCAUCCCGUGUUGGUGAAGCUUCACACCAGGUGCUGACAACCAUAGGUGAAGAGAAUGAUGCUAAUCGAGAGCUUCAAGACAUGCUAUUAGCCUUGGCUAAGGCUGUGGCUAAUUCAACUGCUGCUCUGGUGCUGAAAGCAAAGAAUAUUGCAGCUACCUGUGAGGAUUCUGCAACUCAAAAUCGUGUAAUCUCAGCUGCCACACAAUGUGCUUUAGCAACAUCACAGUUAGUUGCCUGUGCAAAGGUCGUGGCGCCAACUUUGCACUCUCCAGCUUGUCAAACGCAGCUAAUGAAUGCGGUUCGUGAAGUAACUAAAGCUGUUGAGGGUCUAUUAGAAGUCUGCAAUGAGACAUGCAGCGAUGAAAAUCUUAUGAAGGAGCUGAACGCGGCUGCCAGUGAAGUCAGUAGAACAUUAAGCGACUUGUUGAACCACAUUAAAACAGCUACCAGAGGAGAACGAGCCAAAGAAUCCAUCCAGGAAGGAGCAGUGGAGACUAUAUUAAUAGCUACUGAUAAACUGUUUGCUAGCACUGGAGAUGCUGGUGAGAUGGUGAGACAAGCAAGAGUGGUUGGUCAAGCAACAGCACAGUUGAUUCAAAGUAUAAAGGGUGAAGCAGAAAGGCAGACUGAUUCAGAACAGCAGCGUAGAUUAUUAGCUGCUGCCAAGGUGCUUGCUGAUGCUACUGCUAAAAUGGUGGAAGCUGCUAGACAAUGUGCUAGUAGUCCACAUGAUGCUAAAAUGCAAGAUCAGUUGCGUCAAGCUGCUGAAGAAUUGAGGGCAGCUACCACUGCUGCUGCUACUCCAGCUUUGAGAAGAAAAUUGAUCAAUAGACUAGAAGCUUGUGCCAAACAAGCUGCUUCUACUGCUACUCAAUGUAUUGCUGCUUCAACAGGUGCCGUUCAUCAUAAUACAAACCCAAGUAGUCAAGAGGAAUUGAAUAUAGAGUGUCACACUAUGGCACAGCAUAUACCACACCUUGUAGCUGGAGUGAAAGGAACACAGGCUCAACCAGAUAAUUCUACAGCACAGUUGAACCUGAUUAAUGCAUCUGAACAGUUCUUACAACCUGGUACUUCUGUAGUAAAGGCUGCCAGAGCAGUUUUACCAACAGUAACAGACCAAGCUUCUGCUCUACAGCUGAAUAACACUUCUCAGCAAUUGGGUGCUUCUCUAUCGGAUUUGAGAUCCGCUGUAACGCGUGCUAGGGAAGCUUGUGGUGGAUUAGAAUUAGAUGCAGCUGAAGAAUUGAUAAAUAGUUUGAAAGACGAAUUGGGAGAGUUCUAUAGAGCCGUAGAAGCUGCAUCUUUGAGGCCAUUACCUGAUGAGACAACAGAAACCACUGCUCUUCGACUAGGCGCCACGUCGAAGAACGUAGGAUUUGCUAUGGCCCAGCUCUUAUCUGCUGCUAAACAAGGAAAUGAGAAUUACACUGGAAGUGCAGCUAGAGAAACAGCAUCUGCUCUAAAAGAUUUGACUUACGCUGUUCGUGGAGUGGCUGCAACCUCAAAUCAACCAGAUACGCAGAAGAAGGUCCUGAUGACCGCUGAUGAUGUGAUUCUAAAGUCGUUAAGACUAGUCAAAGAAGCUAGAAGGGCUUUGAAAAAUCCUGAUAAUAUAGAUAAUGAAGCUAAUUUAGCUGCAGUUGCUAAGGAUGUAUCGAAUUCGCUGAAUAAGUGUGUGUCUUGCUUACCUGGACAAAGAGACGUAGAUGACGCAAUCAAGAAUAUCGACGAAAUGACUCAAGUCCUCGGCAUGAAUGAGUUCCCGCAAACCAAUAAAAGUUAUGGACAACUACAAAGUGACCUGAACAACGCAGCUGCAAACCUGAACGAUGCUUCUUCAAACGUAGUAUCAUCAGUGCGUUCUCCUGUGCAGCUGGCUAGUUCUUCAAAGCAAUUUACCAACGCUUUUGGAGACUUGUUGGGUGUUGGUAUGGAAAUGGCUGGCCAGACAGCUAUCGAAACCAGAAGCCAAAUGGUGGUUUCUUUGAAGAACGUCAGUAUGACAUCCAGCAAACUUUUAGUAACUGCCAAAUCCGUAGCAGCCGAUCCCAGCGCUCCAAACGCAAAGAAUCAGUUAUCAGCAGCUGCAAGGGCUGUAACAGAUUCCAUCAACUAUCUUGUUGACGUUUGUACUUCAGCUGCACCUGGACAAAAUGAAUGUGACAAUGCCAUCAGAAAUAUUCAGUCAAUGAGAUCGCUUCUUGACAAUCCUAGCGAACCAAUUUCUGAUGCAAGUUACUUUGAGUGCCUUGAGACAGUAAUGGAAAAGAGUAAGAGUCUUGGCGAUGGAAUGACAGGCAUAGCUAAUCAUGCAAAGAAGUCCGAGCAUGAACAAUUCUCAGUAGCUGUUAGAGGUGUCUCAUCAUCGAUCUGUGGAUUAAUAGAAGCAGCUGCUCAAGCCGCGUAUCUAGCAGGAGUAAGUGACCCAACAUCGGUGGCUGGAAAACCAGGCUUAGUUGAUCAGGCUCAAUUUCUCAGAGCUGCACAGGCUAUUCAUACUGGUUGUCAAAGUUUAGGAAAUCCCACCAGCACUGAACAACAAGUCCUCUCAGCAGCUACCAUGAUUGCUAAAUAUACAAGUGCUCUUUGUAACGCUUGCCGCGAAGCUUCAAACAAAACUAGCAAUCCUGUUGCCAAACGACACUUUGUUCAAUCAGCCAAAGAUGUUGCCAAUUCAACGUCAGCCCUAGUGAAAGAGAUCAAGGCGUUAGAUCAGGAUUAUUCUGAGGCUAACAGAGAAAGGUGUGCAGAGGCUACCAAGCCACUUUUGGAAGCAGUUGACAAUCUAUGCACUUUCGCUGGUUCUCCUGAAUUUGCAAGUCAACCUGCAAAGAUAUCUAUCGCAGCUAGGGCUGCUCAAGAACCAAUAACCAGCGCUGGUAAAGCUAUUAUUGAUGGUUCUUGCGCAAUGGUGCGAGCCGCCAAAAGCUUAGCAGUCAGUCCCAAAGAUCCUCCAACUUGGCAAUUAUUAGCAAAUCAUAGCAAGAGUGUUAGUGAUUCGAUCAAAUCCUUAGUUGCUUCUAUUCGCGACAAGGCACCUGGUCAAAAGGAAUGCGAUGCUGCGAUUGAAAAACUGUCAGCUAGGAUUCGAGAACUGGACGCUGCAUCCCUCAGUGCCGUUUCACAAGCACUCGUACCAAGAAGAGAGAACACUGUACAAGGAUUCACCGAUCAAAUGGAAAGUAGUGCUAGCGAGCUACGAGAAAAACUGGAGCCUCUUCGAACAGCUGCCAAAUACGAAGCCGAAAAUGUAGGACAUGCUGUGAAUCAGAUUGCUUUGUAUUGUGAGCCUCUAGUUUCUGGUGCUAUUGGUGCUGCUUCAAACAUGGUACACUCGAAGCAACAAAUGGUGCUACUGGAUCAAACAAAAACCGUCACUGAAUCUGCUCUGCAACUGGUCUGCGUAACAAAGGAGUCUGGUGGUAAUCCAAAGGCUAUCAAUCUACAUGCGGAAGUGGACGAAACAGUGGAAUCCAUGAAAGAUGCGUUACAAGAAUUACAAAACACUUUGGAGACAAUUUCAACAUCGAAUGGUAUCGUUACCGGAUUGAUUGAUACAAUUUCUCGUGCUAUGGUUAGAUUAGAAGAUCACAGAAUGUCUACGAUCGAUACCGUGGAUUCUUACGUGGAUUAUCAAACUAGAAUGGUGGAAGCUGCUAAAGAGAUUGCUCGACUAGCACAGGAAAUGUCCACAAAAUCUAGCACUGAUGUAGGCAGACUAGGCCCACUCGCAGUGGACAUCUCUCACAAGUAUACUCAGCUAGCCCGUGAUACAUCCGGAGCAUCAGCAGCCGCGUCUAACGCUGACGUAUCUGCAAGACUUCGAACAGGUGUUCAAGAACUUGGUAGAGCUUGUGCAGACAUAGUACGAGCAGCAGGAACAUGUCAGAUGUCACCAGGCGACGCUUACGCUCAACGAGAAGUAGCAGAACACAGCAAGAUCGUUACAGAAAAAGUAUCCCAGGUGUUAGCUGCUCUGCAGGCUGGUUCUAGAGGCACCCAAGCGUGCAUUAAUGCUGCAAGCACUGUGUCCGGCAUUAUUGGUGACCUGGAUACCACGAUCAUGUUUGCCACUGCUGGAACUUUGCAUGCAGAGAACGAAGGCGAUACUUUUGCUGAUCAUAGAGAGAAUAUCUUGAAGACAGCUAAGGCUCUCGUUGAAGAUACUAAGACACUAGUAGCGGGUGCAGCUUCGUCUCAAGAGCAGCUGGCAGUCGCAGCACAAAAUGCUGUUUCAACCAUCGUUCAACUCGCUGAAGUGGUCAAAUAUGGCGCGGCCAGUUUGGGUAGUCAGAAUCCCGAGGCUCAAGUAAUGUUAAUCAACGCGGUGAAAGACGUGGCUUCUGCACUUGGAGAUUUGAUACAUGCUACCAAAGCAGCUAGUGGGAAACCUAUCAAUGAUCCCAGCAUGGCACACUUAAAGGACUCUGCCAAGGUGAUGGUGACCAAUGUAACAUCCCUGUUGAAGACAGUGAAAGCCGUCGAAGAUGAACAUACUCGCGGUACCAGAGCUUUGGAAUCAACUAUCGAAGCUAUAGCGCAAGAAAUCCGCGCCUUGAACACCGCAGAAAUUCAGAAGACCAAUGUGACUCCAGAAGACCUUGUUCGUUGCACAAAGAGCAUCACUAUUUCAACUGCUAAAGCAGUGGCCGCAGGAAACAGCUGCAAACAGGAUGAUAUAAUUGCAGCCGCAAACAUGGGGCGAAAAGCUAUUAGUGAUAUGCUGAUCAUUUGCAAAGGAGCAGCUUAUAAUUGUGCAGAAACUGCUGAAUUACGAGAUAGAACACUUCAGGCUGGUCACGAUGUCGGUAUUAAUUACAGGGAAUUGCUGCAAGCUAUUUUACAAAUAUCUUCAAGAUCUGGUGAUGCAAAGCAUACUUUGCCUCCUAUUAGUAGGAAGAUUGCACAAUGUGUCACUGAAUUAGUAGCUGUUGCUGAAUUACUGAAGGGUAAUGAUUGGGUGGAUCCUGAUGAUCCUACAGUGAUUGCAGAAAAUGAGUUGCUGGGUGCUGCUGCCAGUAUUGAUGCUGCUGCUAAAAAGCUUGCUAGUUUAAGACCUAGGAGAAGUAUACAGGAGGCAAACGAAGACAUGAAUUUCGACGAAAUGAUCCUAGAAGCUGCCAAAUCAAUUGCUGCCGCUACAUCGGCACUUAUAAAAGCAGCCAGUGCUGCUCAAAGGGAGUUGAUAGCAACAGGAAAGGUUUCCCGAACACCUCUAACCAGUUCUGACGAUGGCCAGUGGUCCGAAGGACUAAUUUCUGCUGCGAGAAUGGUCGCAGCUGCAACCCAUAGUCUCGUAGAGUCAGCAAAUGCUUUGGUACAAGGUGUUAGCUCUGAAGAAAAACUGAUUUCGAGUGCAAAACAAGUUGCCAGUAGUACAGCCCAACUACUGGUUGCUUGUAAAGUAAAAGCUGACCCAGACAGCGAGAGCACAAAACGUUUACAAGCAGCUGGAAAUGCUGUAAAACGUGCUACAGACAAUUUAGUACGAGCAGCCCAGCAGGCUAUCCAACAAGAAGAAGAUAGAUCUUUGAUUUUGAACCGCAGAAUGGUCGGUGGUAUCGCCCAAGAGAUAAAUGCUAGAUCUGAAGUUCUCCGUAUCGAAAGAGAAUUGGAAGAAGCUAGAGGAAGACUCACUGCCAUUCGACAGGCCAAGUAUAAAAAUCGACCAGACUUAGCUGAUACUGACACAGAUGCUGAACAAAGCGGUUACGAGAGUUAUACAACCAGGUAUGAAACCAGAGCUUAUGAAACCCAGUCACAGAUGAAUUACAGCAUGUACCAACUGCAUUCUACAACGCACAAUAUGAGCCAACUUUCUGAUAGACAGACUCUGAUCAGUCCAGAAAAAGUCCAUUCUACACAAAGUACCUUAGAAAAAAAAAUGAAAGAGAAUCAAUAUCGAUCUGCAAUGGAAAGUCAAUAUGGAUCAGUUGAAAAAAAAUAUAAUGAAAAUCAAUAUGAAAGACGGUAUACCUCUGACAGCCCUUAUCUUGUCUCUGAUAAAAAAAUGACUAUGGAUAGUUCAUCUGGUCAAUAUAGUUCUAUUGAAAGGAAGAUCAAUCAAGAAAGUUAUAACACUGAAGCAACAAUGUUUACCAAUGUGCCUGAUCCAAGAAUUGACUGUUAAGAACAAAAGUGACAGUCCUCAAACGAGAAGAAAAGGGCUACUUCAUAUUGAAGAAAAAACAUGAAUAUGCAGAGAAACUUACAGAAAACGGAAGAACAAUGGCGGAUAUAAAAGUAGCGGUUCAUGAGGGAUUGGUUACUAAAUGUGAGCAGAAGGUUGAGGCUAAAACCAAGAAGAAUGUUCGAAACAAGAAAUAUGAAGGAAGUUUAAAAAACUCAUGAUCACAGUAAAUAAAACCGAAAAGAUAUGAAGAAAUUCUUGAGAUGUAAGGUUCGCACGAGCUUGGUUGUCGAUAUGUAUAAAAAUUGAUCGGGCCCUUUGCGAAACCAUGAGAACCGUAAAUGAAGAUAGGAAAGAAAAAGUGAAAAAACGUGUUGAUAAAUAUAAACGACAAAAUCAUGG